This is a messenger RNA of Malaclemys terrapin pileata, 945 nucleotides long. RefSeq names its product olfactory receptor 1009-like. Lineage: Eukaryota; Metazoa; Chordata; Testudines; Emydidae. The record is from RefSeq and is a predicted model, not a curated record. The transcript has a single exon. Gene Ontology annotation, cellular component: membrane. Gene Ontology annotation, molecular function: odorant binding; G protein-coupled receptor activity; olfactory receptor activity. Gene Ontology annotation, biological process: G protein-coupled receptor signaling pathway; sensory perception of smell. The coding region runs from base 1 to 945 and encodes 314 amino acids.
AUGGCACUGGGGAAUUAUACCACAGUGACUGGCUUCAUCCUCCAGGGAAUAACAGAAAAUCCAAAGCUGCAAAUCAUCCUCUUCAUGACAUUCUCCUUCAUCUAUUUCUGCACCCUGGUGGGGAAUCUAGGGAUGAUCAUGUUAAUCCGUGUUGAUCCCCGACUCCACACCUCCAUGUAUUUUUUCCUCAGCAGCUUGUCUCUCUUAGAUAUUGGCUACUCCUCUGUGAUUGCCCCAAAGACACUGGUCAUCUUUUCUACAGAGACUAAAGACAUUUCUUUUGCAGGGUGUGUGGUUCAGUUUUUCUUCCUCUCUCUUUGUGCCAACACCGAGCUUUGCCUCCUGGCAGUGAUGGCCUACGAUCGCUUUGUAGCCAUCUGCAAACCAUUGCUUUAUCAUGUAGUUAUGUCCAGGAGAGUCUGCAUCCAGUUGGUGGUGGGCUCUUAUCUCUAUGCUUUUGCCAGUGCAAUCACCCACACUAGUUCUUUGUUUUCUCUGUCCUUCUGCCACUUCAAUGUCCUUGAUCAUUUCUUCUGUGACAUCCCUCCUCUCCAAAAGAUCUCAUGCUCCAACACUCGCAUCGAUGAGCUGGUGCAUUUCACCUUUGCAGCUAUAGCAACCAUUGUAACCAUUGUGAUCAUCCUUGUCUCCUACACAUAUAUCAUCUUUGCCAUCCUGAGGAUCCGCUCUUCUGAGGGCAGGCGCAAAGCCUUCAACACCUGCGCCUCCCACCUGACGGUCGUUGCUCUGCUGUAUGGGACUCUCUUCUUUAUGUAUCUGCGCCCCAGCUCCAGUAACUCAGCAGAUCAGGAUAAAGUGGUGGCUGUGUUCUAUACCCUGGUGAUCCCCAUGCUGAACCCCCUGAUCUACAGCCUGAGGAACAAGGAGGUGAAGGACGCCUUGAGGAGAACAAUAUAUCAGAAAAUUAUUCCUCGCUGUAUGUAA